AUGUCUGAUCAAUCUGCGCUAUCUGAAGAACUUCUCGCGCUAUCGUCAAUCUUCGGUGAUGAAUCGUUCUAUCCGGUGGACCCUAAUAAUCCCUUAUCUCCAUAUAUUCUCAGAAUAAAUUUAACGUCCGAUUCGACAAAUCAAACAUUCUCUUCCCCAAAAUCGAUCACACUAACGCUCUAUUUCCCAUCUACGUAUCCAUCACAAGAUCCACCAGUAUAUGAAAUCAAUAGUCUCUACUGUGGUACACUCAAGAUAGAGGACGAAAUAAAAAAAGAAAUACAUGAGGGAUUUAAAGAAUUAUUUAUACCCGAAGAAGUGGUCAUAUUCCAAUGGGCAGAGUGGUUGAGAGAAUAUAUGGAAGGAAAGUUGGAUGAAGUGGAAAGUAAAAGUAGAGUUGAUGAAGAAGAUAGUAGGAAUAGAGAGAAUAGCGGAAUUAAUCAUAGAGAUCAUAAUGACGGUAAUAUUAAUGGGAAUCAUAAUGAUGAAAGUAGUAAUGUCAGUGACCUUCGGGGCGACUUUUCAACCAGCAAUGCGGAUGAAUUAAAUUUAGCGUGUCCAUCAAUAACUCACGGCACACCGUUAGAACACAAAAAGUCUGUAUUUGUUGCUCAUCUUGCGCCGGUGAAUAAUGUUAAUGAAGUGAAGGCAGUAAGAGAGGCCUUGCUAAGUAAUAAAAAGAUAGCGAGAGCUACGCAUAAUAUAUUGGCGUAUAGGAUUGUACUAGAAGGAGGAGUCAUACUGCAAGACAAUGAUGACGAUGGAGAAGACGCCGCCGGAGGAAGGCUACUUCAUCUUUUACAAAUACUCGACGCGAAGAAUGUGUUAGUAAUUGUCUCUCGGUGGUAUGGUGGGAUAAAACUUGGCCCUGAUCGAUUCAAGGAUAUCAAUAAUUGCGCAAGAGAUUUGCUCGAACAGUGUGGAUACAUCAAUGGCACUGCACCGCCUGCUGAAGGGGGUUCAAAGAAACACAAGAAGACUAAGAAAUAA
Messenger RNA from Paraglomus brasilianum, 990 nucleotides. The record is from the annotation of a GenBank genome assembly. Lineage: Eukaryota; Fungi; Glomeromycota; Glomeromycetes; Paraglomerales; Paraglomeraceae.